UUCUAUUUCCCACAAAACAGAACAAUAUCAAAUAGCCAGCUCCAUCCCCAAAUAAUGGUCUUUGCUGUUGAUACUUGCUUAAGCAGUGUUUAAUUCCUGUUUGACAAACUUUAUAAGGUACUACAAGGCAGAUGAUUUUUCACCAUCUACCAUAAUGUGGAACAGACAUUUUGUCUUUUAUCUCCUGCUUUUGCCAGCUUUUAUGACUACAACAAUAUAUGGACAGAGAAAGAAAGGAUCAAAGCCAAAUUUACUUACAAGGAAGAAUGAUCUCCGAGACUCCACUUGCUUCAUAGAUGUUAUCUUCAUUGUGGACAGCUCCGAAAGUUCUAAAAUUGUUCUUUUUGAUAAACAGAAAGAUUUUGUGAACAGUUUGAGUGACAAGCUUUUCCAAUUGACCCCGGCUCGCUCCUUGAAAUAUGACAUCAAACUGGCAGCCCUUCAGUUUAGCAGCUCUGUCCAAAUUGAUCCACCGUUUUCUUCUUGGAAGGAUCUGCAGACUUUUAAACAGAAGGUCAAGUCUAUGAAUUUCAUUGGGCAAGGUACCUUUUCUUAUUAUGCCAUCUCUAAUGCCACUAGACUACUUAAAAGAGAGGGGCGUAAAGAUGGUUUGAAAGUGGCUUUGCUGAUGACUGAUGGCAAAGACCAUCCAAAGAAUCCAGAUGUUGAAAGUAUUUCUAAAGAUGCCAGAACUGCAGGAAUAUUAUUUAUUACCAUUGGACUUUCCACUGUCGUCAAUGAAGCCAAACUUCGUCUGAUAUCUGGAGAUGCAUCUGAUGAACCCAUUCUACUCUUGAGUGAUCCAAAUCUUGUAGAUAAAAUUCAGGAUCGCCUGGAUAUCUUAUUUGAAAAGAAGUGUGAACAAAAGAUUUGUGAGUGUGAGAAGGGGGAUCCAGGAGACCCAGGACUUCCUGGUACACAUGGAAACCCAGGUAUUAAAGGUGAGCGAGGACCAAAAGGAAACCCGGGUGAUGCUCAAAAAGGAGAGCCUGGAGAAAAAGGCCCAGGGGGAACUCCUGGGUACAAGGGUGAGAAGGGUGAACGUGGAGAAUGUGGUAAACCAGGAAUAAAAGGUGACAAAGGAUCUGCAGGACCAUAUGGACCAAAGGGGCCCAGAGGCCUUCAGGGCAUUAGUGGACCUCCAGGGGACCCCGGCCCAAAGGGAUUUCAAGGCAAUAAGGGUGAGCCAGGUCCUCCUGGUCCUUAUGGUCCUCCUGGAGCCCCUGGAAUUGGACAGCAAGGUAUUAAGGGAGAAAGGGGCCAGGAAGGAAGAACAGGCGCUCCGGGUCCAAUCGGAGUUGGUGAGCCUGGUCAGCCAGGUCCUCGUGGUCCUGAGGGAGCACCAGGAGAGAGGGGCAUGCCUGGAGAAGGAUUUCCAGGGCCAAAGGGUGAAAAAGGUUCUGAAGGACCAAUUGGCCCACAAGGAUUACAAGGCCUGUCAAUUAAAGGGGAAAAGGGGGAUUUGGGACCUGUGGGGCCUCAAGGACCAAUGGGAACUCCUGGAAUUGGGAGUCAAGGGGAACAGGGAAUUCAAGGACCUGUUGGACCACCCGGUCCUCAAGGACUCCCAGGACAAGGCUUACCGGGUUCCAAGGGAGAAGUAGGCCAGACAGGACCUACAGGUCCUAGGGGACCAGUGGGAGUUGGAGUACAAGGUCCAAAGGGGGCGCCGGGCUCAACGGGGUUCCCAGGACAACCGGGAGUACCUGGGGAAGAUGGAACCCCAGGAAAGAAGGGAGAAGCAGGACUUCCAGGCCCAAGAGGACCAGAAGGACCGCCUGGGAAGGGAUAUCCAGGCUCCAAGGGUGAUGAAGGAAAAAAAGGAAGCAAAGGAAAUCAAGGACAGAGGGGAUUUCCAGGGCCUGAAGGGCCAAAGGGUGAUCCAGGGAUUAUGGGCCCUUUUGGGAUGCCUGGAGCAUCAAUUCCUGGACCGCCUGGGCCAAAGGGAGAAAGAGGAGGACCUGGAAUGCCUGGAUUUAAAGGAGAACCAGGAUUUUCUAUUCGAGGACCAAAGGGUGCCCAAGGCCCACAGGGACCAGUGGGCCCGCCAGGACUCAAAGGCGAUGGCUAUCCUGGUGUGGCUGGACUUCGAGGAUUACCAGGACCCCCCGGACCAAUGGGUUUACGUGGUGUUGGGGACACUGGAGCAAAGGGAGAGCCUGGUGUAAGAGGCCCUCCAGGCCCCUCUGGGCCUCGGGGCAUAGGAACCCAGGGACCAAAGGGUGAUAUUGGGCAGAAAGGAUUGCCUGGUCCCCCAGGCCCCCCUGGAUAUGGAUUGCAAGGAAUUAAAGGGGAACAAGGACCUCAAGGCUUUCCAGGGAUAAAGGGCAUGAUGGGCCGAGGUCUCCCAGGCCAGAAGGGAGAGCAUGGAGAACGUGGCAGUGUGGGGAAGAAAGGUGAUAAAGGAGAAAUAGGAGAGCCUGGAACUCCUGGAGCACAGGGAUUACAAGGACCAAAAGGAGACCUGGGACUCACAAGAGAAGAAAUUAUCAAACUUAUUCUUGAAUUAUGUGGUUGUGGGCCCAAAUGCAAAGAGGCACCUCUAGAGCUGGUGUUUGUGAUUGACAGUUCAGAAAGUGUGGGGCCAGAGAACUUCCAGAUCAUCAAAACUUUUGUGAAGACUCUGACUGAUCAGGUUGCUCUGGAUCUUGCCACAACCCGCAUUGGCAUAAUCAACUACAGUCAUAAGGUGGACAAAGUAGCUCAUUUGACACAGUUUUCCAGCAAGGAUGACUUCAAACUGGCUGUGGACAAUAUGCAGUAUCUAGGGGAAGGCACCUAUACAGCUACUGCUCUCCAUGAAGCCAACCACAUGUUUGAGGCUGCAAGGCCAGGUGUAAAGAAGGUGGCCCUUGUCAUCACUGAUGGGCAGAUGGAUACACGUGAUGAAAACAACCUGACCCAUGUGGUAAAGAUCGCCAGUGACAACAAGGUGGAAAUAUUUGUGAUUGGGGUGGUGAAGAAGAAUGACCCCAAUUUUGAAAUGUUCCACAAAGAAAUGAAUCUAAUUGCUACUGAUCCAGAUAGUGAGCAUGUUUAUCAAUUUGAUGACUUUAUCACCCUGCAAGUUUUCCAACCUGGGGCCCCAUUUUCUUAUUACCACUGCUGGGUGAUUGACACCCUGAAUCAAAAGUUGUUUAAAAAAACUUGUGAGGAUUUUGAUUCCUACCUCGUUCAAAUUUUGGGUUCACCACCACUUCAACCUGGACUUGGGAUGUCAGGGGAAGAACUCGGGGAAUCCACUCCAGAGCCCCAGGGAGAAAAUUCUGAAUCUGCUGUCCCCAGAAUCCAAGAUGAAAAGAACAAGCCUCCAAUACCUACUGGGGCUGGAAGCCUGGAUACUUCUCCCUCAUCUGAGGCUAUGACCACCCAGAGGCCAUUACUCAGGCCCCCUGAACAUGGGACAGAGAUCCUGGAAAUAAGAACUCCAAGUCCCAUUUGGAUUUUACAGCAGGAAAAGUUGAUGCACAAAGAUCCUAGAUGUUUGGAAGCCCUGAAGCCUGGAGACUGUGGUGAAUAUGUGGUCCGAUGGUAUUAUGACAGACAGGUCAACUCUUGUGCCCGCUUUUGGUUCAGUGGCUGUAAUGGCUCAGGAAACAGAUUCAAUAGUGAAAAGGAAUGUCAAGAAAUCUGCAUUCAAGGAUGAGUCGGUGACCCUCAUUUGAGCUCAGCAGUGAAUAAAAGAAAACUCAAGCAAAGAGGAGAUGGAAUCACACCAAACUUAGUAGAAACAAUUUUGUGUAGCUUAAUUAUAUGUUUAUGUAACACUUGAUUCUACAAAAGAAUAUUUGUAAGAUACUAGAAAAUUUAAAAAUAUGAUAUUAAGAUGAAAACCAGUGAACAGAUCACAUAGAGAAUGAACCAAGUAUAACCAAUUCUAAUGAAUCUUCUGUUCCUGCCCUAUCUUGAACUUUGUAUUUACCAUUUCAGUUUGCUAUUGGUUUUCAUAUGUAAUGUUACAUGUGAAAUCUAUCUUUCUAUGUAUCUCUGAACAAUACAUAGUCUUAUUUUAGAGCUUUGUGUCAUACUCUAGUCAAUUUUUUACAGCUUGCUAGUUCAUUUGUAUUACCAUUAUUGUAAUUAAAGUGUAUUCCUAAGAUAUUUAUUAUUCAGUUUUUUUGAACCUAUAUGUAAUUCUCUGCAACUUUUAAAUGUAACAUUAUAAUUCAUAUAGGUUCAUUUACUUUCAGUUGUAUAAAAUAUGGAUGGCCAUAUAACAAUAUAUUUAAUUCCUGCUCUGUCUGUGAUCCAUUACCCUGUUUUUAGUAAGUUUGUUUUAAUACACAUUCAAUGUUGCUUUCAUUCUGGCUUAGGGUAUACAUGCAACAGUGUUUCUCUAGGAUAUAUAUCCAAAAGUAAAAUUUCUGGGUUGCAGGAUUUGUAAACAUUCUAAAAUAACAUGCCCUGCCAACUUUUCUUCCAAUGUAUUUGAAGCAAUUCAAUUGUGUAUAAGAGUUCCCACUACUUGAUUUUUGGGACAACACAUAGCAUUGUCAAAUUUCUUUAAUUUGUCAAUAUUGGGUAUAAUAUGGUGCCGAUAUCCUAUUUUAAUUUGCCUUUUCCUGGUGACACCUUACCAUAUGUAUUUACCAUCUGUGUUGUCACUUCUGUGAAAUGUUUUUAUAACUGGAGAAGACUUAUAUUGGAUUGUUUUCAUUAUUGAAUUUCUGGAGUUCCUUAUAUACCUUGAAAUCCAAUUCUUUGUUCAUUAUAUAGAACGCAAAUAUCUUCGUAGAUUUUUUUAAACUUUUUUUAAUGAACAAGUUCUCAACUAACGCAAUCAAGCCUAUCCAUUUUUUGUAUUAUAGCUAGCACCUCUCUUCCUAGCCUCUCAGCUACCUUUCUUGGUUGGGAAACUCCUCCAGAGCAAAAGUUGCUCUGGUACUGGGCUUACCUUUCUAAGUUCCAUCUUCAUGUUGCUCAGUCCUUGUUAGCACCUUAGUAAUCACUAGGUGAUAUUUUUUUCUCUCCAUAUUUUAUAAUCAUCCUCAGCUUGAACAUGUGUCUGAGCUACGAAGUGGUUGACUACCAGUUUUUUAUUUGUAGGGUAGAGGGUGUUGACUAUUUGCAUAUUUCCUAGAAGCACAGCAAUGAAUUGAAAAGUUUGAUUCAUUCACCAUCUGGUUGUUGAAAGGAGAAAGACAUUCAGAGUCUCUAGUUUACUGUUUUGCCAGAAGCGCCUAUUCCUUUUUCAAGCUUUUCACAAGUCUGCCCACAUAGAAAAUUGAUAUGAUAGAGAUUUAGGUUUCAUAAUCCUUCUGUCUGCAACAUUUUGCUCCUCCUUCUGCAACUGACCCAAUCCUGCUGGGACAGCUUAAAGACCUCUCCUCUAUUGUAUCUUCUCAUCCCUAUCAGUUGGUCUAUGUACUACUUGGUUUCCGUCUCCAUUCUAUCCUGAGCACAGUAUUUGUUUCUUUGUACUUAGUGGAGAGUAUAUUCAUUAGUUUUCUUUUGCUAUUCUAGCAAGUUACCACAAAUUUGAUGCCUUUAGCAACAUAAAUUGUAAAACCUUAAAGCUCGGUGGGUCAGAAGUCUGGUAUGGGUCUCUCUGGGGUAAAAUCAAGGUGUCAGCCUGCUCUGCUUCUUCUGGAGUCUCUAGAGGAGAAUCUGUCACUUUCUUUGGCUUAUGCCUCUUUCCUCUAUUUUCAAAGUACAUAACAGUAAAUUGUUAUCUACUAAAACAACAGUAGAUUGAGUUCUUCUCUCUGGUUCUCUGGCUACAACUGGCAAAGACUCUGACAGCUUUAAGGACUCCUGUGACUGGACUGGGCCUGCCUGUAUAAUCCAGAAUAAUCUCCCUACAUUAAAGUCCUUAACCUUAAUUGCAUCUACAAAGUCCCCUUUGCCAGAAGACCUCCAGUGAUAAAUUAAAGUAUCUUGAAGGACCAUUCUUAUCUUUUUCAUUUUGUUGAAACCUGAACUUUGCUGACUGCAAGGAAUAUUCUAAUUAGGUGUUUGAAGCCCAGACUAGUGAUAGUCAGGCAUAGUACUUUCAAUCUUAAUAUUAAUCCUAAUCACAACAAAAAGUUAAAUAACAUUAAGGGGGGGGGAAUUUAUGUAAUAUAUAAAAGAAUUAUUUCAUGUCUGUAAUAAACCAAAUCUUAUAUGUAUUAAAAGAAAAAA
Condylura cristata (star-nosed mole) is the source of this 6123-nucleotide messenger RNA. RefSeq names its product collagen, type XXVIII, alpha 1 (gene COL28A1). The record is from RefSeq and is a predicted model, not a curated record. Gene Ontology annotation, molecular function: serine-type endopeptidase inhibitor activity. NCBI's taxonomy places the organism in Eukaryota, Metazoa, Chordata, Mammalia, Eulipotyphla, Talpidae. The transcript is spliced from 37 exons. The coding region runs from base 155 to 3646 and encodes 1163 amino acids.